Messenger RNA from Saprolegnia parasitica CBS 223.65, 627 nucleotides. RefSeq lists its product as hypothetical. The transcript is spliced from 2 exons. The coding region runs from base 1 to 627 and encodes 208 amino acids. The record is from RefSeq and is a predicted model, not a curated record. Gene Ontology annotation, molecular function: nucleic acid binding. NCBI's taxonomy places the organism in Eukaryota, Oomycota, Saprolegniomycetes, Saprolegniales, Saprolegniaceae. Gene Ontology annotation, biological process: DNA integration.
AUGGGCCACCGCAGCAAGUUUGCGAUGAAGAUGCAUUUGAAGCGGCUCUUUAGACUUCAUCAACUGGACGUCAAGCUGACGGCCUUCAUGAAUCAGUGCUUGCUUUGGCCUCACGUAAAGGGUGGGCGCGUGAUUCAGCGCCCGCACAGCCAGAUCUGGCAUGCCAAUCGUCCUAACGAAGGUAUCCACUUUGACUUCCUCUAUUUGGGUGACUCGUUCAAGGGAUCCAAGUACGUGCUCGUGCUCAAAGACGACUUGACGCACUAUUGCGAGCUCGUGGUGUGUCUCAUGGCGGACGCGGCCUCGGUCGUGGACGCUUUGAUGCACUGGGCUACGCGGUUUCGCUUGCCGCUCGUGUGGGCGUCGGACCAAGGCAGUCACUUCAAGAACCAAGUGGUUGCAGCGCUGGCUCAAGCCUACAAAGUCGAUGACCAGUUUAUUUGGACCUACAGCUGUGGCGCAAUGGGGUAUCUCUUACCGCUGGUUCAAGUCAACCUCAACCAGACGCCAGCCGAGUCGCUUGGUGGCGUGUGCCCGACGCAAGCUUUCACGGGGCAUGUGCCUGCUACCAUCUUGGACAUUGUAGUCCGCUACUUCGAUGGUGAGCUCGUCCGUCAAGAAGACUAG